AUGUAUGACCAAUAUACAGAUUCAGAAGAAGAAGAAUCACUCCCAUCUACUUCAAAAGCAAGUUCAAUUAAAUCAAAUAAAAAAAGAAAUUCGAUUAAAGAAGUGGUUGAGAAUUCUUUAGAGAAAAAAGAUGAAAUUCCAAUCAAAAAUAAAGAAACGGCUUUAAUUAAACAAAAAGAAGAAAAAUCAGAACAUCCAAUUAAUGUACAAGUUGAAGAAAAUAUUAAAAUAAAUGAGAAAAUAAAAUCUAUCGAAAAUUCCCCUCCAAAACAACAAAGAAAGGAAACAAUUAAAACACAACAACAACAAAUAAAAAAGAAAGAAAAACAAAUUGAAGAGACAAAAAAACAAAUUGUUGAAGUUAAACAAGAGAGAGAACAUUUCCAAAAACAAUUUCCGGAUUUUCAUUAUUUGCCGGAUGAAUUUCCAACAGAACAAAGUGACCACUACUCUCUAACUUGUCAUUUAUUUCCUCGAAUGUCAGAAAGCAAUUUACAAUUUCAUGAUAUUUAUUGGGAUAAAAACGAGCAGGUAAAAAGUAGGGGAAAUUGGGUAAAGGAAAUUUUCUUGGAACUCCGAGCCCCUAACCCCCUACACCGGGCCCCUAACCCCCUAUAUAACCCCUACUACCCGAUGUACAGUCGUAGACUAGACUGCUCCUUCCGGUUUACAAUAAGACCGGAAAACUAUAACGGUUAG
Molecule: messenger RNA, 699 nt
Organism: Meloidogyne enterolobii
Lineage: Eukaryota; Metazoa; Nematoda; Chromadorea; Rhabditida; Meloidogynidae
Source: the annotation of a GenBank genome assembly